Molecule: messenger RNA, 10438 nt
Organism: Hemicordylus capensis (graceful crag lizard)
Lineage: Eukaryota; Metazoa; Chordata; Lepidosauria; Squamata; Cordylidae
Gene: CCND2
Product: cyclin D2
Exons: 5
Coding region: 650-1537 (295 amino acids)
Biological process (GO): regulation of cyclin-dependent protein serine/threonine kinase activity; mitotic cell cycle phase transition; positive regulation of G1/S transition of mitotic cell cycle
Cellular component (GO): cytoplasm; nucleus; cyclin-dependent protein kinase holoenzyme complex
Molecular function (GO): cyclin-dependent protein serine/threonine kinase regulator activity
Source: RefSeq, a predicted model, not a curated record
AUUAAAUUUAUAUACCACUUUUCUGAAGCUCAGAUAGGCUUCAGGCGUCCCGCCUGUCAAUAUGUUUUGUUUACUCCCUAAGUAAGUGCGCAUAAGCCUGAAGCCCGAGGUGAGAGAUGUCCGCAAGUGGAACUUACUUCCGAGCCAAGAUGCUCUGCAUGAAUUUCAGCUGUGCAACUGCAAACCUGCCUGUUGCAAAAAAAAAAAAAAAAUUGCGCGCAGGAAAGAGAGCGCCACCAUUUGCUGGCAUGUGUGUGAUGUGCUGGGGCCGCGGGCGGACUGGCUCAGGGCCUCCUCCGGGACUGCGAUCGCUUUCUCCCUCCGCCGUUCCUUCCUGUCCUCUUCUGCGUUUGAUGUUAGCGAGCGGCCAGCUGCUGUUCUCCAUAAUAACAAACGGGGGGCCGAACUCAGCGUGGUUGUGCGUCACUCUGUUGCAACUUUGGGAGUGAAAAGACCGAGCGAGAGGGAGCAAGAGCUCCAUCAGCAGGAGGAAGUAAGAGGAAGCGGGUGAAAAGCUCGACAGCAGCUUUUCCUCCUCUUCCUCCGCCCCUUCUCCCCUCCCUCUCCACCCCCCCCCGCAACUUUUCCACCAUCCCAGCAAAAAGGAAGAGGAGGGAGGUAGAGCCGUAGAUCUCUCCCUUCUGGAGCCAUGGAGCUGCUGUGCUGCGAGGGGGCCGCCGUCGCCGUCACCACGAGGCGUGCUGCGCCCGACCCAAACUUACUGCGCGAGGAGCGCGUUUUGCGCAACUUACUGAGGAUCGAGGAGCGCUACCUGCCUCGCUGCUCCUACUUCAAGUGUGUGCAGAGGGACAUCCAGCCCUUCAUGCGGAGAAUCGUGGCCACCUGGAUGCUGGAGGUCUGUGAAGAGCAGAAAUGUGAGGAAGAAGUGUUUCCCUUGGCUAUGAAUUAUUUGGACAGAUUUUUAGCUGUGGUGCCCACCAGAAAGUGCCAUUUGCAGCUUUUAGGGGCAGUCUGCAUGUUCCUAGCUUCCAAACUGAAAGAGACAAUCCCCCUCACAGCAGAGAAGCUUUGCAUAUACACAGACAAUUCCAUCAGGCCUCAAGAACUGCUGGAAUGGGAGCUGGUGGUGUUGGGGAAGUUGAAGUGGAACCUUGCUGCAAUCACUCCCCACGACUUUAUUGAACACAUCCUAAGGAAACUGCCCCUCUCCCAAGACAAACUGCUCUUGAUCCGGAAGCAUGCACAAACCUUUAUUGCCCUCUGUGCCACAGAUUUUAACUUUGCCAUGUAUCCGCCAUCAAUGAUAGCAACAGGGAGUGUGGGAGCAGCUAUCUGUGGCCUUCAGUUUGACGAGGGAGAAAGUCCUCUCUCUGGUGACAUCCUAACAGAACUCCUGGCCAAGAUCACAAACACAGAUGUGGACUGUCUGAAGGCGUGUCAGGAACAGAUUGAGUCGGUUCUAGUAAGCAACCUUCAGGAAGUUCGGCGGCAGCAGCAGCAAGGCAAUCCUUCAAAGACAGUGGAUGAACUGGAUCAGUCCAGCACUCCCACAGAUGUGAGGGACAUCAACCUGUGAAGACAUCCCCACAUCUCUUCCAGCCUUACUUUUAGUGUUAAACCCUCUUUAUCAUUUCCCAGAUAGAAUGUAUUUGAAACUCCUUUUUGGAUUUAAAAACAAAACACCAAAAGCACAAUUCGCCAGAAGUCCCCUGUACAAGCCCCACAGAAAGGAUGGUUGUAGCUCUUGUGUCGCUCCCAUUCAUUUCAGUGGGGCUUGGCAGGGGAAGUACUUGGUAGAUUGCGCCCCCUCCCAAUGAUUAUGAAUGAUAUAUAAAAGCAUUUAGUGCCUGUGAUAUACAACAGAAGGGAAUCCCACAAAACUAUAUUUUAUAACUGCUAUUUCAAGUAUAUAUCAAUGAUGUGAGAUGCUUAUAAAAGCAUUAAAAAUAGCUAGCUAGCUAGAAGCCUGCAAUUUGUGGGAACAAAGUAGAAAGUACUUGUUUUUGAUAUGUGUGUUAUGAUCUAGUGCAUACACUCCUUUUUUAGACCUAAGAAAGGAAUUGAGUGUGCAGGUUUUGUUUUGGUUGUUGUUGUUUUUUGUUUGUUUGUUUAAUGGCUUACCUAGAUUGCAAAGCAAUAGGGGAAUGGGGACAGGGGCAAGGUUAAAAGUAAAUUGGGGAAAGACACCUGAAGCGUCCGAACUGCUUUGGGUGCAGGAGAGAUUCAAGGUGCAAUCCCAUCUGGGCUCUUGUGCUGCUCCUGUUCAUUUUGAUAAAGCGUUCAGGAUUGCUCUCUGACUUGCCUGCCACCUCUGUUGCUAGUUGAACAUAUUUGUUGGAUCUGUUGUCAGUUUGCUUCCUUUUGCUCUCUGUGGUAGCUGCUACCUAAGAAAAAGAUGCUUUAUUUUUGCCAGCCAGAUGGACAGGAUUUUGCUAAUUUAUUUUCCAUCCCACCUAAACAUACCUAAACCUUUUCCUCUGAAAAACACACUUGCCUUUUCAUAUACAGUAAUGUACCUGGCAGAAGUGCAAUCCUGCUUAUUCAACUGUGGGCCACUCCAAAGCAAUCGGCAGAAAAAGCUGCAAUCCAGAGAGGAGCUGUCCUGCAAAAGUAGUGUUUCUGCUCCACUCCAAUUUGUAACAAGGCUUGUUAGGGGAACUCCCUACUGGAUUGUGGAUAUAGACAACCAUUUUACCACAGAUUCUACCAUGCAUUGACAGUUGAUGAGUGGAAAAUGGUCCUUUCUGCUUUGUAGGAGAAUGACCAAGCUACCCUGAGAUGAGGAUCUUCAUCCCAGGAUUGUUUCCUAUUCUAAAAGUCGACAUUGUAUGAGGGAAGAAAAAUAUUCCAGUUUAAGAUGACUAGUCAACCAAUCAGCACCCCCUUCUAUUCCAAGGCCCUGUUCCAGCUCUAGUGGUGGUCCAUGGGUCGUGUGUAACUACAAGUGAUAUAUCAAAAGAUGUCUGUCGAUCUUGGAUGAGCAUGCAGAGUCUUAUUGGCCACAUAUGUGGAAACUGAUUCUGCAUACAUAUCUCCCCUGCUAAAUCGGAGCACAAGGUUUUAACAGGUCGUUUGUGAAAGGUAGGGCUGUCACUAGUUAAAAUCCUAGAAGGUUAAUCAUAUGACUUUUAAUUGAUUAAACAUGUAAAUUAGCAUACAAAUAGAACAUUUUAAAUUUUCCUCUGUAGACAUGUAUGUAUUAUAGCUAGCAUCACCUUAAGAGGCAUUAUCCCUCUGUGAGAAAGAAGAAUGCCUCUUCUAAGAUUAUAGCUGCCGUCUGCAGUAUUUUUAAUAUAAGUACUUACAUUAAACAUUGUUUAAAGCUGCAUCACCUAAUUAGGGGCAAAUUUUUAAUCAAACAGUUUUUAAUCAGUUAAUCUAAUCAAUCAAUUGACUAAGCGCUGAAGCCCUAGUAAAAGCACCAUGAUUUAUUCAUUGUUUUGAUAGUGUGCCUCAGCAUUAGCUCAACUUGCAAAUACCGUAUUUUGCGGCAGGAACACCACAUUGAAGAAAAAAGGCCAAUUUUUUUUAAAAAAAACAACCAUCAGAAAUGCUGCAUCACCAGAAACGCCGCAACUAAGCCAAGUACAUCAAGUACAGUGAAUAUAGCCAUUCACACUCACCUUGUCUGGGGCGCAGCUUCUAAAAGCGUGCCACGAAGACGUGCCCCAAGAACACAUGUGUAACCUGGACUUGCCGCACCGUAGGCCCAGCCUGGCCACCCCCACCCUUUGGGGGAAAGAUAAAGGGGCCCAAAUGCCCCCACGCAGAGCAAACAGCCAACAUGGCCAUUGGUCUCUCUUCCAUUGGCCAUGGGAGACAAAAAAGGGGGUGAGCAAGCAAACCCAGGACCAGGAAGACCCAGCUGUGCUGUUACCGCUCCUCCUCCAGCACCUCCAUUGCUUCCAGGCUCCGUAGAAGCCUCUCAUCGGAGCCUCAUGGAGGCUCUCAUCAGUCGGAGGGCCCUGCUGCCGCCACACCUCUUUCCAUCACCCCUACAUUUGCAUGUAAGCCCCGCAUCAGUGUAAGUGCCGCAGGUGGCGAAAAUCAACUUUCAAACAUAUAUGCACUGUGGCGUUUCUGCUGAAAAAUACGGUACAUUUAGAAAAUUUACUAGCCUACCAAUCCAUAUAAUCUUUUAGUCAUUUGUAGUCCUAGGAUGAAGGACAGUAAACAACUGUAAAUAAAUAAAUAAAUAGUCCUAAAAAUAGAGAGUGAGGAAGAAUCUACUUUUGUAAAUCUGACCUGCAGGUAAUCCUUACUUGCCACAGGUAGCCAAGUCAGCAAUUAACUGCCAGCUGGUAAACUGUGGCAACUUCUUAAUUUGAUAUGAUUGCGCACAAACUGCUCUCUGCCAGCUUCCUUUUUGAUAGAACUUACUGCCAUAUUGAAAGAAACUCCCCCGGCCCUCCCAUAUCUUCCUUGAGAGGAGACCCAUGUUAUCUGGUCCACAGUUAGCAUUAUUAUAAACCAUUUCAUUCGAAAAGCACUUUGAAAACUUGUUCCUAAGGGAUAAAAGAUGAAAUGGCUUAUGACGUGCUGAGCAAAGCAAACCACCACCAACAAAAAUAUAUGUAUAUAGCUUUUUCUCCCUUGGUAUCUGGUGUUCCGUGUUAGUUAUGGUGUUGCUGGAAUUUCCAACACCUGCUUUGGAUGACAUUCCCAUCACAACAUUCCGGAUGAAAGUCUUGACAAGACUAUGAAUUGUUUGAAGUCACAGCAGAAUCUUAAUACCACCUGCAAGCUUAUCUAUGGAUAAUGAAAGAAGAUGCUCAUGCAAAACACACAGGCGGCAAACAUCAAGGUGCGCAAGUUUUAUUCUUCUAUAAUUGUUUAUUAUUAUUAUUAUUAUUAUUAUUACAAGGGUGUAUUCAAUGUACUUGAAUUUUUAGUUUCAUGCUCCAUCUGUUCAAGAAAACAGCAUUUAUUUGGCAAAGAAGAUGAGAGAGAACAAAAGUGUCUCUGCACAAUUAUGUUGACAGUUUUCAAAUAUCCAGCGUGAAGCUACUGGAUGGAUUGUUAAUGGUUGCAUUUUUAAAGAUAAAAAAUUCAGCAAGAACACUUGAUAUGCUGAAGAAUCUUUAAUGAAUGGACUCUUGCCAUUUUUUUUUUGGCUAAACAAGGGUAGAAAGUGGAGUAAGAAUCUAAGGGGGGUUAUUUUGCGCUGCUAAAAAGCUACGAUUUAAUUCUUAUUCACAUUAACAGUACUUAGCUGUAUUGUUUCACUGAGUGUGCUGCUAUUUUAUAAACAUUUUUAUAAUAUAUUAUUUUACUGCUUAAAUUUCAAAUCCUGAAGUAGGUGGUUAAGUGGAGAUAUGAGUUUCUUUGAUUUACUGGAAAUGCCCUGUACAUUCGCCCCACACACCACCCCAGUAACGUGUUUAUUAUUAUUAUUAUUAUUAUUUUAUUAUUAUUAUUUUAAAAUUUCUGAUCACAUCCUGGUAUAUUUUACCUCAGGUUUACUGGACAACAAAAUGGUUCCCAUUUUCACAUUACCUCACAACUUUACAGUUUUCCGUUGGGAGUCUCACAAAUGGUCAAUGCAAAAGGCAGCUGGAGCUGGUAUUUUCAAAAGGCAAAGGCUUGUGGCUUCAGCUGCAGUGGGGAAUGCUUUCUUAGAUAUAAGGACAUUUGACUCCCUCGUGGAUUUUGGUAUCCUGUCAUAGUGGAAAAAAUGCAGUAAUACUGAGAAUCUGGAAGACAAGAGUUAUACUCCCAACAAAGCCCAAGAGUCUGCUCUAGAGUGAGUAGCUAGUUAAUUGCAGUUCUAGGGUACAGUUUCCCCAACAGUGUGCCUGCCUUCUUGAAAUGAAUAAAAUCUUGUGAGCAAAAUUCUUGGAACAUGCAUAAAGUUAUCCUUGCUCUAUGCUUAUCGAAUCAUUAAUACUUGUGAGGCCUCAUGGCAGGAAGACUUGCUGUGUAUCAAGCAUCUGACAGGAUACAGUACAUUUGUUUAUGGAACGAAUAUUGAAAGGCUUGUCCAAAAAAUAUAAGAGUUAGCAACACUGAGAUUAUGGCAUUAAAUGGCAGCCUGUUUAGUGCAAUGCCUAUUUCUCAAACGAUUCAACAACUACCUAGUUAAUUCAGACUGGAUCAGCAUGCAGGACGUUAGAUGUUCUUAAGCUUGCCAGCAGACUCCAAGGAGUUCUGUGGCAUGCACUUCUGUUCCAACUCUGCUAACCAUAAUUCAUGGAGCCAGCACAGCAUUCUUGAAGCUCUCCCCCUGCCCCCGCUUUUUUUUAAUUUAUGCAGACCCACAAUGCCACUUUUCAGCCUAUGGGAUUACCUCCAAUAGCAAGCCUUACUCCCAGUCCAAUGGGCAAAGGCAGGACCCUUAUUCAUCAAUACAUUUUGCAACUAUUGGCCCAGAUUUGAAGUCUUGGGAUAGUUUUCCAAGAGUGUGGCUUAUGAGAGCAAAGCCAGAAUUUAUUUUCUCAGUGAAUGGGUGCCAAAGUGGGGGCGGAAGUGAACAUAUGAAGUUGCCUUAUAUGAAGUCUGAGCAUUUCUUUGAGCCCAUAUUCAAAGUGGCUUAGCAGAAAGGUUAUACUGUUUGUGUUAUCUCUUUAAUGUGGAAGGGGGUCAUAUCUCACUUGUAGAGCACAUACAUUGCACAAAGAAAAUCACAAGUCAGUCUCUAAAAUCUUUUUUUUUUUUUUAAAUUAUUUCAGUCUUUGGAACCUUGGGUAGCAGAGCUGGAAAUCCUCUGCCCAAAAAUCCUUGUGAGCCACCACCCACUAAAGAUAAUAUUAGAUGGAUGAGUGGUCUGACAUUAUUAAGAAGUUUUGUAUGUUCAUUUGGUGCAUAUGCCUAGAACUGUGUUUCUACACCAAGAAAAAAAAUUUAUGCAAGUUGAGAAAUGUAUCUUGCUUUGUAUAGUUUUCAUUUUGCUAAACACAGGGAGAGACAAAGAGCUCUGCAGGGCAUUGAAGUCCCACCCUUCCUGGCCCACUGGGACACCUGAUUAAGCCACUUCUCUGGCUUCUGAGAUUUCAUCUUAUAGGCUGUAGGUAAUAUUAUCUACUUUGUUUACUCCCACUAGAGUUAGUCCCUUAAAUAGAGCAGGAUUGCAGUGGAUGGAAGUCAGCACAAGAUUAUUGUUUUAUAUGUAUCACUACCCUCACUUUGGACAGCAUUACUAUGCAAAUAACUGUAACUUGAAACUAUAUGAAGAGGUGUAGGUCAGCAGAAUGAGACAACGUUGCUAAAAAUGCUGGCGAAGCUCACUAAUCGCAGAUCCAAGUAUGAGGUUCAAGGUUCAUAAAUGUUUGCAGAGGUGAGCAUUGUGAAUCUCCCCAAAUGCCUCUGCAGCUCAGAUUAAAAUCUUCCCAGCUCCCCCGCCCCCAGCCAACCAGUCCCCAUCUCCCUGAAACAUUGCAUGUUCUCUUUUUAUCUUUUCCUGAGUGAGGAAUACAUCUAAGAUCAGAGGUGCACCUAGGUAAUUUUGGAGCCUGGACCUAAAGGCCUUUGGAGCCCCACCCCCCUGCAAAUUAAGCAUCAUUUUUUAACAUGUAGGUUCUUGAGGGCACAAACCACAUCACCCAGAGCAGACUAAAAAGGAUUUGGGGGGCCCCAGGGGGUGUGGAGGCCCUGGACCUUGGCCCCAAAGUCCAGGGGUAAGAGCGCCUCUGCAGAAAGUUUAUAAAAUGGAAAAGCAUGGACUUAAUUAUUUCUAGGUCAAGAGGCAUUGGAAUGCCCAUGCUGUGGUGGUGUGUCCAUAGCAGCAAGAAUUGCCACCUUCCAACUUCUCACCAGAUUUGUACCUUUCCAAACAGUUUAAUCAGACUUGCCUGAGGAGAGGCUACAUCAAGGACCUGGUCAAAACUAUAACUGAUCUCAGCCUUGCAAAAAAUGAUGGGCAUGUCAAUGUUCAGGGUUCUAAAAAUUAAUCAUUCACAUAGGUCUAUAUGGGACUGCCAGGUCCUCAUGCUAUUCAGCCAGAGCAGAAAGUAGGUGUGGUUGCCUCAUCAGGAUACUUCUGUACUGUGCAAUUCCCAUUCAUUUCAGUGGUCAUAGGGAUGCCCAGUUCAUGAUGGAUUGCAUUAGUUAAAAAUGGCAACCUUGAUGAUUGGCCUAACAAUGCAUAGGACUGCAGCCUUAACGAAAAUUAAAAGGUGUAUACCAUUCCCAUACACAUGGUUUUUUAAACCUUGCAAUUCUGGAACACAGGCUGCUUGAUUUGAUUGGAAAUUGUCGUGUGCCUAUAUUGCUCAGUUUAGGGAGAGAAUUUUGGCUUUUCUUGUUAUAUGAAAACACCAAAUACAAUCCAGCCACACUUAAGCAAUUUGAAGUCCCACUUGUUUCCGUAAAAGAUUGCCAAGCAUGUACUUACAAGUUCUCAGGUUUUGCUGGAUCAUUCCCACUGUCAUUGAAAGCAUAAAUGUUAACUUUUUCAGGUACAGUCAUCUGGGGGGGCGGUAUUACUGCAUGAAAAAAGAGAAUAAAUUCUGUGCCAAGAAAAGCUGCCAUGUGUGUGCUGUCUAAAUUUUGCAGGUUUGCAUAAUUUCUUACUUUUUGCUACCUUCUGAGAUGUCACCAUUUUCACCACACACUUCCAAAUAUAUCUUCUUGGCUAUAAUCUGCUCAGAUUCUCAGGAAGCUGAAAUCUGUGCCCAGUAUCCCAUUCUCUGCUUUUUCUGUGCUCCCAUGGAGUUGCAGUGUAUGCAGUAGAAACAGAUUUUGUGUUCUGUUUUGAGCUCAAAACAAAACACAAAAUGGAUGAAACCGCAGUUGAAACCUGGCUGUUUCGACGGAACAACUCAAAAUGUUUCCAGUGUUUCGGCCUUAGGGAACAAUGUAGAGCUCGAAACACCCCAUUGUUCCCCAUGGAUAGCUCCUAGGGACGCCAAAGUGGGUUGUGUGGUAGGGCAUGAUGGGAGCUACCUACUACCCAACCUACAAAAGAAAUGGGCAUGCAGGCAAAUUUUAAUAAAUCAUUAAACCUUUUCCCCAAAACCCCAUAGGAUCCUGGCAUGCAAGGGUUCUUGGGGGCAGUGGCUGGUCAUGGUGGAGAGCAGGUACCUGCUCCCUUUUUUAAAAGAUCCUGCUCGUCACUCCCCUCCCUGCAGCGCUGAACCUGUGUACGAACCUCGGUUCGAGCACAUCCAUACAUCACAGCAGUUGCCAAGGAAUAUUAUACAUACACAUGCACUCUGCCACUGUCUGUUUCUCACAAUAUCUCACAAACAAACCACAUCUCAAGGAAGGUUCAAGACAGGCACCCACGUUCUGCCUUUGUCAAUCUGAGAUCCAGCAAAACCAGAUAGUUAUAGCAGCAGUAGCACAGCAUAUUAUACUCAGUGCCGAGAUAAGAAAACCACAAGAUCAAACUACCUUUUCUCCUGUCCUGAUGUAUCCUCUUCUUCAAGAGAGGCAACAGUAUAAAGGCGCUCUCUCUGCCUCUCAGUCCCUUUGAAUACAUUUUGAAUUUGAAAUUCCCUCUUUUUGUGUUCCACCCUCCCCCCCAGCCAAUAGGGGCACAGUUGCCCAUGGCAACACUUGAUUUGUUUGAUAACAAGCCAACCAAGAAGCAAGGCAAUAGCAAGCCAAUCGGAAGCUAGUGCCAGAAAACCAAGCAACAAGGGGAAAACAGACCUCCAGAAUGGUGCUCGGAAUGUCAAAAUGUUUCAUUCAAAAUAGAGUUGUUCUGCUCCGAACUUGAAAUAGGCCCUUUUUUAUGUUUCAAGCUUGAAACUGUUCAUUUUGAGUUGAAAUAUUUUGCUGGCGAAACGUUCUGCGCAUCCCUAGUAUGUAUAGGCCUCAUUAUAAUCUACAGGCAUCCUUUCAAACCAUUUGAGCUACAAAGUAUGUUUUAGACUUCACUAGUGUUCAGAAUAAUGUGGGACAUUAUGGUUAAACAUAAUGGCACACAAUGCAAUGGGAACAUUUAAUGUGCAGUCCCCAUUUAAAUCAAUGAAGCUUGUGUAGGAGAACAUCCUGAUGUAUUAUGCCAUUGAUUCAGCACAGAUUCUUAUUUUAGUAACUGGACAAUGAAAUUCCUUGUAAAUAAUGUUGAUUGCUGCAUUUUUUCCACUAUGUUUAUUACCAUAUUACCAUUUACCUCAGAAAUCACUGACAGUUGCACAAUCUCUGUUCUCAACUUUCUUCUUCUUCUUUUUUGCUUUAACAAUGUGUGAUGCCAUAUCAGUUCAAUGUGAUUAUCUCACAAAUGUGCUCUCUUAAGGGGUAUGGAUAUUUUUAUAUGGUCAGGGUAUGCUAGAGGAUGUGGUAGACGACAUGAUCAGGUGUUUUUUUAAAAAAACAUAUUUAGGAAGUAUGUGAGGCUGCUUGGUAUUUGAUGGGAAAGAUUUUGACACAGUGUAGUCUUUUCUGAUUACCUUCCAAAAGGUCUUAGCUGUUAAGUGUUAUGUCACUUAUGUUGUUAAUCCCAUGUUUUGGCUAGGUACAAGAAGGUUUAUAUGCAAUGUGUUUUUGGAGGGAUUCGAUAUGUUGUAUGGACAUUAAACUCACCUUGACCUAA